AUGGAUACUUUUAUGUCAAAAAACGUAUCUCCCUCGCCAAAAAAUUUCGCAGCUUUCCUGCCUUGGGCUUGCAGACACCUUGAUAUUGAUACACUUCCUAUCAUCACCAUAGAUAAACAAAAUGACCUCUCACUUGGAUCAGGUAAACAACAAUCAAGAGAUGGAAAAAGCAAAUUUCUACACGAUUUAGCAAUGGACGUCAACUUAGACCAAAGUAGUUCAGCAAGUACUAACUUUGGCAUAAAGCACAACAUCCCGGUCUGCUAUAUUCAGGCUAUGUACGAUAGCAAAGAUAACUUGGUUCAGAUAAAGUUUAACAAAAACACGUACAUUCCAAGAGCGAUCUUGAGAAUACUGUUACUCAUUGAACAAUUUUAUAAAUAUUUGACAGCUAUACACAUCGAUGGAGGAUUAAAAUACGAUGGGCUGUACGAACUUGACAAACUUGUGUCUGCGUCUAAUAUUACUGAAGUAAUUCUUGAUCAUACAGUGGUCAAAGGAGCCCAAUAUCAUUGUUUAUUAGAUCACAAAUCGAAAUUAAAAUAUCUAUCACUAGCUGGAUGUAAGCUUAUGGAUGAUGGAGUGAAAGAAAUUGCUAACAGACUAGUACAUCCCCUAGCAGCUUCAAAAAGUCUCAAAGUAUUAAAUUUAUCAUCUAAUCAAAUCACAGACGUUGGUGCACAAUAUGUAGGUGAUAUGCUUAGAACAAAUAGACAACUAGCUUAUUUAAAUUUAGCUAGUAACAUGAUCACUGAUAUUGGAGCUGACAGUAUUUUAAACAGCUUAGUGCAAUUCCCUCUAACCACUGAUGAGUUGAGAGCUAUGAAACUUAGACAUAUUACUUAUUUAAAACAUAUUUUAAAACAAAGAAAUAUAAAAAGAAUCCCUGUUGACAAAAAGAUUGAUAAAAAGAAAACAGGGAAACCUGUGCCAUUGACAGGAAAAAAAUCCAAAUCUGAAACUAUUGAAAAAGCUAUUAUGACUACGCUCAACCCUGACACUAAAAUAGAAUCUUCCAUUUAUUAUGACCCUACCACUUUUAAUGUAGAACCCUUCAACGAUCCUUAUAGUCUUGAAAAUACAAAUAUUAUCAAUAAUGUUAAGUAUUGUCUUGGUAAUAACACACUGAAUUAUUUAAGCUUAGCAUACAAUAACCUUAGUUACUUUAGUAUAAAAAGAUUGUACAAUGUUUUAUCUGCACAGCGCAGUCAGACUAAAGCACCCAAAGGGUUGGUUAAUGUCUGUAUCGAGGGCAAUAAGAUACCUCAAUGUUGUACGGAAAUGACACUAAUAGAAGAAAUCAUAAAAAUGGGCAUUGGUCCGUCUUUAACGUCAGCGACCAGUACGAAAAGAGCAACUGUUAUUAAAGUUUCUUCAUCUAAACUAUAA
Molecule: messenger RNA, 1389 nt
Organism: Arctia plantaginis
Lineage: Eukaryota; Metazoa; Arthropoda; Insecta; Lepidoptera; Erebidae
Source: the annotation of a GenBank genome assembly